Molecule: messenger RNA, 1813 nt
Organism: Daphnia pulicaria
Lineage: Eukaryota; Metazoa; Arthropoda; Branchiopoda; Diplostraca; Daphniidae
Gene: Naam
Product: nicotinamidase-like
Exons: 9
Coding region: 1-1191 (396 amino acids)
Molecular function (GO): calcium ion binding
Source: RefSeq, a predicted model, not a curated record
AUGGCCGAACCGUGCAGUAGCAGCAGCAGUGACCUGAUCGCCUCAGACGAAGGACAGUUGGCUCAAUUGCUGGAUCAGGAUCAACAACAUCCAGCCGUCGACGACACCAACGACGACACUCUUCUAGCAAACAUGGAGGCCUGCUUCAAAGCAUUCGAUAAAGACAGUGACGGUUUGAUGACGUUGUCCGACUUUGCCGCCCUGUGUCGUACUCUAUUCCGCAAUGAGCAGGGCAAAGCUUACGCCAUCGAGGAAAGUCGGCUCCAGGAAAUGUUUGACGUCUUUGAUCGAAACCAAGACGGUUAUGUGGAUUUCCAAGAGUUUGCCUUCUGCUGGAAGCAUUGGAUCAAGCCCAUCGUUCGUCCCGUGAGCGCUUUGAUUAUCGUCGACGUUCAAAAUGAUUUCAUUACCGGAUCUCUGUCCAUAUCCCAAUGCCCAGCUCAGCAGAAUGGUCAAGACGUCCUAAAACCUACCAACAAAUUGCUGGAAACCGUACCGUUCGAAGUGGUUUUUUACUCCCUCGACUGGCAUCCCGACAACCACGUUUCGUUCAUCGAGAACGUUGGCAAACGUAAACUUCACUCAUCCAGCCAAAAAAAAGCGGAAGAAGCGGUAACGUACGACACGGUAGUCUUCGAAGGGCCUCCCUUGAACGAACAAAAACUAUGGCCGAAGCAUUGCGUGCAGAAUUCGUGGGGAGCUGAGCUCCAUCCAGCCAUGAAGAUACUGGAAAAUGGAAUACUAGUCCACAAAGGAGUUCAUCCGGAUAUCGAUUCCUAUUCAGCUUUCUGGGAUAACAACAAAAUGUCAAAAACGGACCUAGGUUCUUUGAUGCAAAAAAAGAAAAUUACAGACCUGUACGUUUGCGGACUCGCCUACGAUGUUUGCGUCGGCGCGACAGCUAGGGAUUCUCUAGAACAUGGCUACAGGACGAUCCUAAUAGAUGACGCCAGCCGGGGAAUAUCUGUCGACGACAUUCUCCACACUCGUGACAUCAUAACCGAGAAGAAUGGUCUUGUCGUUCACUCAUCACAGGUGAAGGAUAUGGUUGAGGGUCGUGACCGAAGGCCGGAACUUGGUUAUUUUCAAGCUAUGCGUCUACGUCAGAUGCUGCCACAGAAUGGCGGAAUAAGAGAUCCCAGUCCAGAUGACAAUGCCUCACCUCGCGAUUCCGUCAUCUUUCUGACUUAGCCAGCUCCAAUGCAAAAACAAUUCCUGAAUGCUGGUUUUAUACCAUAAAUAAGUAAAGAUCUUCACAUUUGAUUUCAUUCAGAUGAACUUACAAAAAGAUUUCAAUGAUUUGUCUCAGCAAGCAAUUCAAUAUGAUCUGCUUAAGAAUAGUAGUAUCAGUUGACACAAGCAAUCUAACUGGCCACCUCAUAUUUCAUACCUCUCUUGUUGCAGCUCCCACAUUCAACGUUUCUUUUUUCAUAUUAUAACCAACAAUUUCAAUCACAACUUGUAGACAAUUUUGAGGCACAGUAAUUAUCAAUGCAUAAUCCCUAUAACCAUUUCUAGUCCGUCCUGUAAAGUGUGAAAAAGUGAUAUUAUUCAUCCUCAUUGAUUGGUUUUCAAAUUUAGGUUACAUGCAAUCUGGUUCAUUUUCUUUGGUAUCACGUUGGGGGUAAAGUCUGCAGUCUGACACCAUUCCGAUCCGGUAAAAAUGUUGAUAGAAUGUUUAUCAAUAUUCCCUACCAAGCUGUAGCCUGUGGGUAAUACGUUUAGUCAUGAAUCAAUUCCACUGAAUUCAGGUUUUGAUAUAUCUUUCGCACGUGGUUUUGGGUGUUGCAUAAUACAGUUUACUUGAACAGUU